CUGUUGGUUGAAAGUGAUAUUUACUGUUAAGUUUCGAGAAGUAAAGUUUUAGCAGAUCCAAAUGAUAACCCGUGUAGUUGCUGUGCUUUGUGUUUGCUUCUUCGCGUGUCUACACGCAGAAUGUUGCAAAAAUCAGCACAUUUGUUUGACGACAUUCAUCAAAAGUGAGGAAACAGAUGAUGGAAUUUGCAGGGGAAUCAACGAGUAUUUGAAGUGUGUGGUCAAUUUAGAAAAUGCCGAGGCCGAUGAAAUAAAAUACAUCUUGGGACGUUUACAACGGGAGCCAGGCUUGUUCACACACAACUGUACUGUUGAUACAGAGCUAACACUGUUUUUAAACUUGCCUCCCGUGUAUUUGUCUAGCGUGCAACCAAUGAAAAUUCCGAACAGUUAUCCAUCCACAACAAAUGUUUGUCUAAACACCUACCUCGACACACUGGGGACCUACUCUAACACUCCGACAUUAAUCUGUCAGUCGUUGUUGACGUUUUUCCACUGUACCCAAUCAACGUUGCUGGCACCGCCAGAAGAAGUGAGGGAAGCCAUGGCCGUGUUUACAGAGGAGUUGUCAAGAUUCCAGCUCAGAUGUGAUUUAAGAAGUGAGCUAAUUAACACAGCAUGUAAAACAACAACAGAUAAAUGUGUUGUCGCUUACUUUGACAACAUUUUGCAAAGCAAGUUCAAGGACGAACCUAUCUGGACUUGUCCGUACCUGCAGUAUUUUACCCAAUGUUUAGCACAAACCACUUGCUCUAUAGACGUAGUUACUGAUCUGAUGAAACUUGUUGGCAAGUUUGAAACUCAUCGAACUGGAUAUGAUUGUGAUACAUUGAAAGCGACAGAAAUUAUAAGCAAGAAACCAGUUAUUAGGCGCCUAGCUGAAAUAAUAUCUGGACCAUACCAAGUUGCCUUGUCGGAAACUGUCAAUAUUCUCGUACAAGAUUAACCAACAAUUGU
Messenger RNA from Physella acuta, 957 nucleotides. RefSeq lists its product as uncharacterized. Lineage: Eukaryota; Metazoa; Mollusca; Gastropoda; Physidae. The record is from RefSeq and is a predicted model, not a curated record.